Messenger RNA from Elgaria multicarinata webbii, 2069 nucleotides. RefSeq names its product ectodysplasin A2 receptor (gene EDA2R). NCBI's taxonomy places the organism in Eukaryota, Metazoa, Chordata, Lepidosauria, Squamata, Anguidae. The coding region runs from base 24 to 1520 and encodes 498 amino acids. The record is from RefSeq and is a predicted model, not a curated record. The transcript is spliced from 8 exons. Gene Ontology annotation, molecular function: tumor necrosis factor receptor activity; protein binding. Gene Ontology annotation, biological process: positive regulation of canonical NF-kappaB signal transduction; positive regulation of JNK cascade; tumor necrosis factor-mediated signaling pathway. Gene Ontology annotation, cellular component: plasma membrane.
CAUCCCGAUCGCUUGCAAACACAAUGGAAUGCCGAGAGAGCGAGUACCUGGAUGAUCGUGGGAAAUGCAACCCUUGCAAGGAAUGUGGCCCUGGACUGGAGCUUUCCAAGGAGUGUGGCUACGGUGAAGGGGGCAAUGUGCAGUGCACGCCAUGCCAUCCCAGGAGGUUCAAAGACACGUGGGGUCACCAUGGCUGCAAGCCCUGCCUCUCUUGCAGGCUGAUCAACCGCCUGCAAAAGUCCUACUGCAGCGCCACCUCUGAUGCAGCCUGUGGAGAGUGUCUCCCUGGUUUCUACAGCAAAACCCAGAUUGGAGGAUUCCAGGAUCUGGAAUGUGUUCCAUGCACAAAGCAGACUCCAUCCUCUGAGCUACAGUGCCGUUCUAGAGUGAGCCUGGUGAAGGUGGAAAGUCCCACAGCACCUGGUCAGGACCUGGCUCUUAUGGUGCUAACUGGCAGCGCUCUGGUCAUCGUCGUGUUGGUGUUACUGACUGUCUCCUUCCUCUACUGCCAACGGUUCUGGAAGAGCCAGUGCCAGCAGGUGUUCCUGAGGAGUCAGAAUUUCUCUGGCCAGAGGGUUGCAUUUCAGGCUUCUGCUGUCCCAGCCAGCUUCCCUUGCCGUGAACCUCUGUCCAGCAAAUGCUUAAGCACCAAGAGCUUCAGCCCGCUGGAAGGUCCUGUUGAAGCGGUCCAGUUUGUCUCAGAAACCGAAGUUCCUGGGUGUCGUCUCCCCGGCCCACAGCCCAAUCUGGGCUUGUCCAAGAUGGCCACCAUCAGCCCCAAGGCCCCUCUGGCCAGGAGCCGUUUGGAGACGCAGCCCUUGAUCAGGAACUCGGGGUGCAGCGACUGCUCGGUGGGAGGCUCUCCCUUCCCAGAGCUCUGGCAGGACUCUGACGGAGACCCCGACGGCCCAGCUCCCCUCCCCUCCUGCGCCACAGAGCUGCAGCAGCGUUGGCCUCACGCCCCUGUGGAAUGCACUGAGCUGGACCUGCAGAAAUUCUCCACCCAGGUGGAGUACAUGGCUACCAACGGCAAAGAGGGUGCAGGGAACAGGGCUGAGCAGGCGGCGUUCAGAGGCAGCCCACAGCUGACACAAGCCAGGCUCACCUUGGAAUCUGGCCAAGCUGCAUUUUCGUCCUUCCGAAUCCCUACUGUUGAAAGCGGGGAGCCGUUGGGCAAUGGUGUCCAGAGCCUCGUGUCUGAGAUUGGUGAUAUCACGCAAGAUCUCCCAAUAGCCGGUCUUCCGGAUUCUUUGGUGCUGUCUCUUGCCAUCCAGUUGGACCCCCCCUUGCCUGGGCUCAAGAAUUUCAGCCACUUGGGGAUCGAACUGGGAGUCUUGUCCCACCAGCUGAGCCAGAUGUCCGGGUUCAAGGAGCUUGUUGCAUACCUUGCUGCUUCUGGAAACCCCCUCCCUGUUCCCAUCUUGGCCCGAGCUCUGCAGAAGCUCCAGCGCACGGAUGCCCUGCUUCUGCUUUAUGACCACUUUGCUGGUACUAGCCAGACCCAGCACUUCCAAUCCUAGGCCGUGGCCUGCCUCGUCCAUCCGAAACUCUGGGUCAGCUGAGAUGCCAGAGUACCAAGCUAUCCUGCAGUCAGAGGUGUCAAGAUAGUUAAGCUGCGUGCUGGAACAAGGUUUGGUUUACAUCACAAUAACCUUUGCAUCUUGGAAUAAAAUUCUAGGCUAAGCAAGAACAGUUUGUCAUGGUGGAAGAGGAACCCCAGGAAUAUUUCAAACAUCAUGCCUCCGCUUGAGAUCUGCAUCCUACAGUUCACUUCCUGGUUCGUCUUGAUUUUACCUUGGAAAAGGUGGGAUGGCCAUGCAGGCACUACCUCGCCAUUGUCUCAAAAUCUGUUGACUUGUGGCCUAGUGACCAUGAUAGAGUCAGGGCUCAGUUUCCAAGCUGUUGGGCACCAGUGGAAUUAGCUCUGUUGGUUUCUCCGAUCGUUUCUUUUUUGGGCAACCCAACCACCUGGCUGCUUCAGGUGAAUCCGCCUUCAUGGGAUGUCCUUGUGUACCUGAACAGAUUUCUGUUCAGCCAUGCAAAACCCUGGGGGACAAAUGGAUUUCCAU